This is a messenger RNA of Suncus etruscus (white-toothed pygmy shrew), 1389 nucleotides long. Its product is annotated as granulocyte-macrophage colony-stimulating factor receptor subunit alpha-like. Gene Ontology annotation, cellular component: external side of plasma membrane; membrane. The record is from RefSeq and is a predicted model, not a curated record. Lineage: Eukaryota; Metazoa; Chordata; Mammalia; Eulipotyphla; Soricidae. The coding region runs from base 1 to 1389 and encodes 462 amino acids. Gene Ontology annotation, biological process: cytokine-mediated signaling pathway. The transcript has 13 exons. Gene Ontology annotation, molecular function: protein binding; cytokine receptor activity.
AUGGCCGUUCUGCUGACCCUGAGACUGACCGCAGCGUCCACGGUGACCCCGGAAUCCUCAGGGGUCCCCCCGCUCGAACCCCGUACCCUGGAGUCGAACCUCAGCCUGGAGGUGAAAUUCGAACCCCGGACCAUGAGGCUGUGGUGGGAGUGCGGGGACAACGCGUCGAGACUCGAGAAUCUCACCUGCAAGAUGGAUCACAAAUCCGGGCCGGUGAUCUUGCCGUACCACGCCCCGGGGGUGUGCGAGUGCCGCUUCCAGCCGGAAACGCUCCACGAGGGGGUGCUGUUCACGGUCAACGGGACCGUCCGGGGCCGGCCCGUCCAGGGCAAGUUUCUCUACGAAAACCCAGGCGCGGCGCAGUCGGCGGCCGGCAACUUGUCCUGCGUCAUCUACGGCGGCCGCUUCCUCAACUGCUCCUGGACCCGCGGCCCCGCCGCCCCCCGCGACGCCCAGUACUUCCUCUUCCUGCGCUUCGCCAAGGCCCGGCUGGAGGUCGAGUGUCCACUCUACGUGCCGGACUCGGGGACGCACCUGGGCUGUCACUUCAGCAACCUGACGGGCUUCCGGACCCCCAUGUACUUCCUGGUCAACGGCACCAGCUCGGGCGUCGGGGUUCGCUUCUUCGACGCCAUCUUGUCUCUCAAGAGGAUCGAGAUCUACGACCCCCCCGGGAACAUCACGGCCAGCUGCAACGACACGCACUGUCUCCUCGGCUGGACCCGGCCCAAGUCCAGGCUGUCCCUGGGCGACCGCCACUUCCAGUACCAGCUCAGGAUGCUCAGACAGGGAGAACCCACCGAGGACCCCUUGGUAAGUCCACUGGUCACCCCGAAACACCAUCCCCAGAUUUCGAUCAACAUCCCAGGCGUGGACAACCCUUACAUCUUGCCCUGUCCUGAACCCCGAGAUGGUCUUCAAGUACAGCUGCGCAGCUGCAAAAAUAUCAUGCUCCCGGACGACCCGUGGAGCGUCUGGAGCGAGCCCGUGUGUUUGGGCCACAAGGAACAGGAGGUCACGGUGGUGUUUCUGUAUUUUCUGGUGGUCGUCGGGACCCUGGUUUGCGGCUGUGCCCUGAUGUUUGUGGGUCACAGGUUUUUAGUUAACAGCAGGAUCUGCCCGCCUGUACCCCACGUCCGAGACAAAGUCAGUGACGUACAUCAACAGGAAAAGAUGGGCCCAUUGGGGGAAGCACCAAAAUUGAAACCACCAGUGAGCACAGACUUCGGAGUCCUCCCAAGCCAACCCAAGAAGGUCGAUUGGGAGGACUGUCUGACGGGCGUGAAGAGAACCCAGAGUGAGCAAGUGCUCAUCGUGACUGCUCCGGAAACAGUGCUCCCCUUGGCCGAAAGUCACUUCGGAGACGGCCUGAAGGGAAUCACUCCGUGA